AUGUCAUCUUCCUCUUCUGAUGUAAGCGAUGUUGAAUUUAAUGAAGAUGAAGAGUUUGGUUUAUCUCCUUUCAUGUUCGAACCGGAACGGAGUCAAAGUGAAGUGGCUGCAGCUUUAGAAGCUUUAGGAAACAACGUUGGUGCUAAAAACUGCAAUGUUGAAGCUGGAAAUCGUGUUGGAAAUGUUGAGUGGUGCCAGUGCAAAAAGUGUAAAAUUAUGGUCACUGAAACGGAAAGUUUAUGUUGUCGUGAUAAUAAUGAUAUUCCGGACGGUCAUUUUCAAGGUCAUACGUGUGUUACAAAUUCGGAUGAAUUCAAAAUGGUUUGUUUGCCGGAACCCGUGUUACGGACAGCACUAGAUCAUAUCGGUUUGCUGCUUAUAAACAAUAUAUAUGGUGGGUGUAUGGAAGACUGGGCAUAG
This is a messenger RNA of Hydractinia symbiolongicarpus, 420 nucleotides long. RefSeq lists its product as uncharacterized. Lineage: Eukaryota; Metazoa; Cnidaria; Hydrozoa; Anthoathecata; Hydractiniidae. The transcript has 3 exons. Bases 1 to 420 code for a protein of 139 amino acids. The record is from RefSeq and is a predicted model, not a curated record.